Molecule: messenger RNA, 1649 nt
Organism: Alnus glutinosa
Lineage: Eukaryota; Viridiplantae; Streptophyta; Magnoliopsida; Fagales; Betulaceae
Product: putative UPF0481 protein At3g02645
Exons: 2
Coding region: 116-1459 (447 amino acids)
Source: RefSeq, a predicted model, not a curated record
CACCAACACUGCAUUAAUUUCGUGCAUUCCCUAAAGACUACGACAAAACAAACUUCUCUAUAGCAGUUGUUUGAUCAGAAAAAAGGAAUUUGUUGACAGAGAAAGAAAGCAAAUUAUGAGCAAUAUUCAUUUAAUCGGCGUAGAAGACCCUCCUCAUGUUCCAUUGGUAGAUUCAAUGGGAAAGGAUUUGCGAAGCUUGUCUCCUUUAUCCCCUGAAUGUGUUAUUUAUAAAGUACCUGAGCGACUACUACGCCGUGUCAAGAAAAAUGCCUGCACACCUAAGGUAGUCUCCAUUGGCCCGCUUCAUCAUUGUGGUAAUCGAGCCUUAAGAGCCAUGGAAGAACAUAAAUUGAGGUACCUCGGAGAUUUUAUACGACAGACCGGCGAAAGCUUGGAGUUUUUUCUUGACUUUGUAAGGAAUAAGGAAGCAAAACUUCGUGGUUGUUAUGCAGAAACCAUGCAGUUUAGCGUUGAUGAAUUUGUCAAAAUCAUUCUAGUGGAUGCUGCCUUCGUUGUUGAGGUCUUACUCAAGUCGUUUAUCCCUAAACUGCAAGAUGAAAACGACCGCAUAUUUAAGAAACCGUGGUUGAUACAGGACGUAUGGACCGACAUGCUUCUGCUUGAAAAUCAGCUUCCGUUCUUCAUUCUUGAGGAUCUUUUCGGAGAAGUACACUGGUCGCAAAGCGACGGGGAGGAGACGGCGACGCUUACCAUCAAUAAGCUUACAGAAGAGUUUUUCAAAAGCCGAAUGGAAUCACCGAGAAUAGAAGACAGAUGGGAAGAGAUCUGUUCUGGUGAUUUCAAAAUUAAACAUUUUGUUGAUCUCCUACGACACGUGCAAUUAAAGCCUGUUAAGGAGCGUAGUGAAAGUGAACAAAUGAAACUGAAAAAACUAACCAUGCCCAGUGUGACAGAGCUACACGAGGCUGGAGUCAGGUUUCAGGUGUCGAGAAGCAAAAAUCUAUUUGACAUAAUAUUCGAUAAAAAGAAAGGGAUACUGAAAAUCCCAAGUUUUAUUUUAAGUGCUGAAACAGAACUCACAAUCCGAAAUUCCCUCGCCUUUGAGCAAUGCCAUUACAGUGAGAAACACAUAAAUGAUUAUGUUAUCAUAAUGAAUCGGCUUGUUGACACUCGCAAGGAUAUAGAGUUGUUGGUAAAGGAGGGAAUUGUUGAAAAUAGGUUUAGCUACACCAGAGAACUAAGAGAAGGGUCAAAUUUUCUUAACAAACUUGCAGAUGGGGCUAUUUUGGACGAGAAUAACUUCUACUUUGCUAGUCUUUCUGAAGAGCUGAACGCUUACUACAACACCUCGUGGCACAAGUGGAAGGCAAACUUGAAACAGAAAUAUUUCAUAACACCGUGGUCCGACAUUUCACUUUUGGCAGCUGUUUUUCUGCUUAUACUCAUACAAACGGUGUGUUCUGUUAUCUCGCUGGCUCCACUUCCUACUUCUAAGUAGCUAGUACUUCAGAUGGAAAGUUUCGCCACUCCCUCGCAGUUAUUUCUACUAUUGUUGUUGUGUUUAUAUCUGUGUUGGUUAAGAUAUUCUCUUGCAUGGCCUUCUAGUUCUGUCAAGAACAGGUUUUCUUCGGUAUGUACUGAAGCUUUGAUAAGAUAUGUACACUUUGUUUUGAAAUUUACUGAUGUGG